Messenger RNA from Chara braunii, 1990 nucleotides. The record is from the annotation of a GenBank genome assembly. NCBI's taxonomy places the organism in Eukaryota, Viridiplantae, Streptophyta, Charophyceae, Charales, Characeae.
GAGAUCUUCUGCGACUCGACGAAGGCAAAUCCGAUUUCAUGGUUCCGCAAGUUCGAGCUCACACUGCAGCUACACUACGUCAAAGAACAUAAGCACCACACGUAUUUGUACUCCCAGUCAGGGGGCGCAUGCCAAGCAUGGUUGGACAAUCUCUUGUCCAAGUACGGCAUGGUAGCUGCCGACUUGCAUACCAAGAUCAGCUGGGAUGAUCUGAAGGCGGCGUGGCAUAAGCGGUUCCAAGUAGAGCCGCCGGAGAUCAAGGCAAUGGACAAGCUGAUGGUCUUCGAACAAGGCACGCUGCCAAGUGUCGACUGGAUUGCCGAGUACCAACGCUUGACAUCCGUCCCAGACAUCCAAAUGGUCUUCAAAGCCAUUAAACACUACUUCAUCUCGAGGUCGUGUCCGGCGUUGGGCAAUGCCUUGAUUCACGUCGAGGACACCCUUACGACACCGGCAGAACUGUUUGACAAGGCCGCACAUGUCACGAACAAGGAGGCCAAGAAUCUCCAGCGUUCGUCUACGCCAGGCCUGAGCAGAGAUCAACAUCGGCCGAAAGUGGCCGUGGUCGCGGCGGCAAAGCCAAGCAACCAAACGAGCGAGGUCAUGUCUGCCAAUGAAGGGGACAGACUCACAGCCGCUCGGGAAGGUGGCCGCCCCGGCAAAGGCCGAGGACGAGGCAAGACGAAGACAAACACCGCAUCUAGCCCCGGGCCCGGCACAGCAGCUCCAGCCCCAUGGUCCCAUUACAGUCUCUCCGAAUCGGCGACGCAGCAACUUAUCGACCGCUACAUCGAGGCCGUACCGGUGUAUUUCACACCUCAUGCAUGCGAACCGGUGACAUUUGACAUUUUGGACACGGACUUCGACAUUAUUUUAGGAAUGCCCUGGCUUGCAAUUGCGGAUCACACGGUCAACUUCCACCGACGGACUCUUACCGUUCGCGGCGCAUUCGGCGCCAAAGUGUCAUGUACUAUUCCUCUUCCGCACCCUUCGAUUCACUGCCAAGUGGUGACGGCCAAGUCAUUCCGGGUUACUUGUGCUUACGAGCAGCCCGACAAAAUUGGCCUAUGUUUCCUACAGACCGUCGCGGUAGCCGACUCUUCACCCACGGACUUGUCUUUGGACCCCCGUGUGCUGCAGUUGCUCGACGAGUUCGCCAACAUCUUCGAGUCACCUACCGGUGCGGUGCCGGAUCGGCCAAUCUCUCACGAGAUCAUUGUUGAGGCCGGUGUCGUGCCGCCGAAAGGUUGCAUUUAUCGCAUGAGCGAGGAGGAGCUUACGGUCCUCCGCGCGCAACUCGAUGAUUUGUUGGACAAGGGUUGGAUUUGCCCUAGUAGCUCCCCAUACGGAGCGCCAGUUCUCUUCGUAUGGAAGAAGAACAAAGAUCUACGAUUGUGCAUCGACUACCGCAAGCUCAACGCGCAAACCGUCAAGAAUGCAAGGCCACUUCCUCGCAUCGACGAUCUUCUUGAGCGAUUGUUCGGCGCAAAGUAUUUUUCUAAGUUGGAUUUGAAGUCGGGAUAUCAUCAAAUCUCAAUCCGACCGAACGAUUGUUACAAAUCCGCGUUGAAGACGCAGUAUGGGCAUUUUGAGUGGGUGGUCAUGCCUUUUGCCCUCACCAACGCGCCGACGACCUUUCAAGCGGCAAUGACCAACGAGUUCUGUGCCAUGUUGGACUGGUUCGUGCUGGUCUACCUAGACGGUAUUCUCGUCUAUAGCCAAUCAUUGGAGGAUCAUCUUGAGCACCUUCGACGAGUGUUGGAGAUGCUCUGCCGCGCCAAGUACAAGGCCAACCGCGACAAGUGCGAAUUUGUCCGGCAAGAGUUGGAAUACUUGGGCCAUUUUGUCACACCGGAGGGCAUCAAUCCGCUAUCGGACAAGAUUCAAGCCAUUCAAGAGUGCUCGUAGCCACGAAACGUCACGGAUGUCCGUUCGUUCCUUGGCCUCGCCGGCUACUACCAGCGUUUUAUCAAAGGCUACUCGAAGAUCG